Molecule: messenger RNA, 1680 nt
Organism: Scylla paramamosain (green mud crab)
Lineage: Eukaryota; Metazoa; Arthropoda; Malacostraca; Decapoda; Portunidae
Product: DNA polymerase beta-like
Exons: 8
Coding region: 508-1509 (333 amino acids)
Biological process (GO): base-excision repair; double-strand break repair via nonhomologous end joining
Molecular function (GO): DNA-directed DNA polymerase activity; DNA binding
Source: RefSeq, a predicted model, not a curated record
GUUAAAUUAACAAAUAAAAUACUUACAUUUAUCCUUGUGCCACAACCAACGGAAAUAUUUCAUUUGAAAUGUCGUCAUGAGCCGAAACCACGGAAGCUUGACUCUAUUUUCGUGACGAAACCAACCAUGACUUGUUUACACAUGAUCAGCUGAGUAGCGCGAACGUAGUGAGUAGCGAGGAACAGAUUAGAAUGUGAAUCCUAUUGGUGAAUAAUGACCGCAGGAAAUAUGCCAUAGUGAGCCACUUCAUAAUAAUCUUGAUUGAAUGCUGAAAAAAAAAAUUGAAGGACGUAAAAGAAGACAAAGAAAUUACCAACGAAGGGAUUCAAAACGUAAAAAGGCCCAUCUGAUACAUCAUUCUGCUUGUUGCCUUUCUAAUCCCAAUACAUAGCUGUAGAUCACACAGCACCUCAUCACCUGCAGUCUUCAUCAUUGUCAUGGGUGCAGCAUCUUCACACACCACAUCACUGUCCUAAUCAGAGAAGAGGAAAUAAGAAAUAUAUCAAUAUGAGUAGCAAACGCAAGGCUCCCGCAGCAGAUAACAACCUCAAUGUUGCCAUCUGUGACAUGCUCAUUGAACUGGCAGAUUAUGAGAGGAAUGUGAAUCGGGACAUGCACAGGUACAAUGCUUACCGGAAUGCAGCCAAUGCCAUAGCACAGUAUCCAACCCGUAUCACAAGUGGCAGUGAGGCUCGGCAGAUCAAGGGUGUUGGUGCCAAAAUUGCCCAAAAAAUAGAUGAAUUUCUCAAGACAGGAAAACUGGAGAAAUUAGAGAAGAUCCGAGCAGAUGACACCAAUGUUGCCAUCAGCCUUCUGACCCGUGUGUCAGGGAUAGGCCCUGCCAAAGCUAGGGAGCUGGUGGAGCAAGGCAUCACUACCAUAGAAGAUCUUCACAAGCAUCAGGAUAAACUUAAUCACCACCAGCAAAUUGGACUCAAAUAUUUUGAAGAGUUUGAGAAAAGGAUACCAAGAGAAGAGAUGGAAAAGAUUGAGGAAGAGCUGAAGAGUCACAUCACCUCACUUGACUCCAAAUAUGUGGUCACCAUUUGUGGAAGCUACAGAAGAGGAGCAUCAAACAGUGGAGAUGUGGAUGCCUUGGUCACACAUCCAUCCUACACCUCAGAAUCCAGCAAGUCACCCAAAAACCUCCAUCAGGUGGUGGAGGAGUUGAAAAAGAAACAGCUUGUUACUGAUGUUCUUUCCUUGGGAGAUACAAAGUUCAUGGGUGUUUGUCUCUUGAAGAAGGAACUGACUCACAGGCGGCUGGACAUUCGGCUGUUGCCCAAUGACCAGUAUUUCUGUGGGGUUCUUUACUUUACUGGUUCUGAUAUGUUCAACAAAAAUAUGAGAGCUCAUGCACUGGAGCAAGGUUUCACACUCAAUGAGUACUGCAUCAGGCCACUGGGCAGCACAGGUGUGCCUGGUGAGGCUCUGCCUGUGACCUGUGAGGAAGACAUUUUUGACUAUAUCAGCUACACAUACAGAGAACCUCAGCAGCGAAAUAUGUAAAGUUGUCUCAAGCCAUGAUAGGUGUAUUGCCUGGAAGAGGACUUGUGCAUGAUGAUGGAAGAAACUAUAGAUUCUCACUCCUUAAGGGAAAUGAUGGUUGUAUUUCAGUGAUUAUGUCUGAAUGAGAUUACAACUUCAGCUGAUUUUCCUCCAAUAUAUUUUUGUUUAUAA